Molecule: messenger RNA, 1367 nt
Organism: Drosophila rhopaloa
Lineage: Eukaryota; Metazoa; Arthropoda; Insecta; Diptera; Drosophilidae
Product: glycine-rich cell wall structural protein
Exons: 3
Coding region: 1-1203 (400 amino acids)
Source: RefSeq, a predicted model, not a curated record
AUGACUGGUAAUAACGGAAAUCAAGUUCAACGAAGAAGGGGCAUCGCGCAAUCCGGCCGCUAUAAAAGCUGUGCACCGCUUGGAGUGGAUCAUCAGUUGGCUUCCAGCUUCCUCUUCAGCUACGUGAAGUUCCCCAGUUUUCAAACCCCAAGCAAGAAACUUCCGAAAAUGAAGAUCUUUGUGUGUCUCCUGGCUGCUCUGGUUGCCACCUCAUCCGCUGGCUUCAUCGGUGGAUCCGGCGGUGGUGGCGGUGGCGGUGGCUACAGCUAUGGAAUCGGUUCUGGAGGAGGAGGCGGCGGUGGCCACCAGGAGGUGAAGACCAUCCAGGUCAUCCACCAGGAGGGUGGCGGCUACUCUGGCGGCGGCGGCGGUCAUGGCUACUCCGGCGGCCACGGAGGCUACUCGGGCGGUGGCCACCAGGAGGUGAAGACCGUGAAGGUCAUCCACCAGGAGGGAGGCGGCUACUCUGGCGGCGGCGGCGGUCAUGGCUACUCCGGCGGCUUCGGAGGCUUCUCUGGCGGUGGCCACCAGGAGGUGAAGACCGUUAAGGUCAUCCACGAGGAGGGACAUGGUCUGGGCGGCGGCGGCGGCGGUGGUGGCUUUUCCGGUCAUGGACAUGGACACGGUGGACAUCAGGAGGUGAAACUGGUGAAGGUCAUUCAUGAGGAGGGCGGUCAUGGCCACGGACAUGGCGGCUACUCCGGCGGUCACGGAGGCUACUCCAGCGGUGGCCACCAGGAGGUUAAGACUGUGAAGGUGAUCCACCAGGAGGCCGGCGGUCAUGGUUACUCCGGCGGUCAUGGCGGCUACUCCGGCGGUCAUGGAGGCUAUUCCGGCGGUGGUCAUCAGGAGGUCAAGACCGUGAAGGUCAUCCAUGAGGAGGGACACGCCCUGGGCGGCGGCGGUGGAUACGCCGGUGGCUUCUCUGGCCAUUCGCAUGGACAUGGUGGCCAUCAGGAGGUGAAGACCAUCAAGGUCAUCCACGAGGAGGGCGGUCACAGUCACGGCGGUCACGAUCACGGUCACGAUCACGGUCACUCGCACGGCGGAUUCGAGGAGGUCAAGACCAUUCAGGUCAUUCACGAGGAGGGCGGCCACGCCCCCAUCGUCAGCAACGAGUAUCUGCCGCCCAGCAAUGAGUACCUGCCCCCCGUAUCCGCUCCACAGCCCGGCUAUCUGCCCCCAUCCUCCAGCUGGAAGUGAGUGAUUCGGCUCCUUCCGAAUCGAUUCGAUUCGAGCCAUACUGAUCCUUGAGUCUUGUUAAGUAGUUUUAGGCCUCCUUUUUUUCCUACCCAUUUUUUUUUUACUGUUGUACCCAUUUUACCUCACUUGCUGAACAAAUAUACCAUCUGUAAAUUAUAAAACUA